UCACCUACAGCUACUUUUGUUUAUAGAAACCAGCACGGUUUAAGGAAUUUGAGAAACAUUAAUACUUUUAAUAAUAGGGAAUCACCUAAAUUUUUUAAUUAUCGUUUACCUAAUAAUAAAAAUUUCUACUGUAGUAAUUUAAGAUAUAGUACUACUACUUCAAAGCCACAACAGAAACCGCCUAAAAAUGUUAAUGAAACCAUAAAAAACCGUAAUGUUGGGCCUUUUUCAUGGAAGGGAUUAGUAAUAUUUAUUUUAACAGGAUUGGGUUUAUUAACUUAUUUUAAAAGUGAAAAAAAAAAGGUAUUGGAAAGACGUAAAAGAGAACUAGAAAACAAAUCAUUAGGAAAACCAAAAAUAGGAGGAUCGUUUGAAUUAUUAAAUCAAGAUGGAAAAUUGGUUACAGAUAAAGAUUUUCUUGGAAAAUUUUUAUUCAUUUAUUUUGGGUUUACUCAUUGUCCCGAUAUUUGUCCUGAAGAGUUAGAUAAAAUGUCUAAAGUCAUUGAUAUCAUAAGUAAGGAAGACACUUUGUAUAAUGAAAAGGAAUUUGGUGGUAAUGUUCUAACGCCAAUUUUUAUAUCUUGUGAUCCAAACAGAGAUACUGUUGAGGUAGUUCGCGAGUACAUUAGAGAUUUUCAUAAGGAAAUGGUAGGAUUAACAGGUUCGCACGAACAAAUAUCUAAAGUGGCCAAGUCUUAUAGAGUUUAUUAUAGUCAACCACCACAAUUACAACCGGGUGAUGAGUAUUUAGUCGAUCAUAGUAUAUUUAUUUAUUUAAUGAAUCCAGAGGGAGAAUUUGUUGAUGCUUAUGGUAAAAAUGUUGAUGCUGAGCAAACUGCAUCGAGUAUUAUAAAUCAUGUAAAAGACUUCUUAGAAAGAGGCGGUGUUAUUAAAAAAGAGGAAAAAUGA
Messenger RNA from Funneliformis geosporum, 909 nucleotides. NCBI's taxonomy places the organism in Eukaryota, Fungi, Glomeromycota, Glomeromycetes, Glomerales, Glomeraceae. The record is from the annotation of a GenBank genome assembly.